Nanorana parkeri is the source of this 1442-nucleotide messenger RNA. It is a transcript of the gene SPSB1, whose product is annotated as splA/ryanodine receptor domain and SOCS box containing 1. The coding region runs from base 205 to 1026 and encodes 273 amino acids. Gene Ontology annotation, cellular component: SCF ubiquitin ligase complex. Gene Ontology annotation, molecular function: protein binding. The record is from RefSeq and is a predicted model, not a curated record. Gene Ontology annotation, biological process: proteasome-mediated ubiquitin-dependent protein catabolic process. NCBI's taxonomy places the organism in Eukaryota, Metazoa, Chordata, Amphibia, Anura, Dicroglossidae. The transcript is spliced from 3 exons.
UCUGGCAGGAGGGCGUGCACCCAAGGUGGCUGUUGUUCUCGCGAGCGUGCCCAGCUGCACUCCGCCUCCUCGGUCGGCGCCUCAGGGAUAGCCUGGCCUGAAUCAUUAACCUCCUCGGAAACCUUCUACUGGGCAGCGAACACGAGGGCUGGACAUCUGGAUGACAUUGUCUUUUGGACGAUAAAAGUAAAACUUCAUUGGAUUAUGGGUCAGAAGGUUACAGGAGGCAUAAAGACAGUGGAUAUGAGGGACCCUACAUACAGGCCGCUAAAACAAGAUCUCCAGGGUCUGGACUACUGUAAACCUGCCCGUUUGGACCUCCUAUUGGAUAUGCCGCCAGUACCUUAUGAAGUACAGCUUCAGCACUCGUGGAAUAAUAACGAUCGGUCACUCAAUGUUUUUGUCAAAGAAGAUGACAAACUUGCUUUUCACCGGCAUCCGGUGGCACAAAGUACAGAUGCCAUUCGUGGCAAAGUUGGUUACACGCGGGGCCUACAUGUUUGGGAAAUAACUUGGGUCAUGAGGCAGCGAGGGACUCAUGCUGUUGUCGGAGUAGCAACUGCAGACGCACCACUACAUUCUGUAGGAUAUACCACACUAAUAGGCAGCAAUGGCAAGUCAUGGGGCUGGGACUUGGGGAGGAACAAACUGUACUAUGAUGGUAAAAACCAACCAAGUAGAACAUACCCUGCUUUUCUGGAGCCUGAUGAAACCUUCAUUGUGCCAGAUUCUUUCAUGGUGGUACUAGACAUGGACGAUGGUACGCUGAGUUUUAUUGUUGACGGACAGUACAUGGGCACUGCUUUUAGAGGACUAAAGGGAAAGAAACUUUAUCCUGUUGUCAGUGCCGUUUGGGGCCACUGUGAAAUCAAGAUGCGCUACAUAAAUGGACUUGACCCUGAACCUUUGCCUCUAAUGGACUUGUGUCGACGGUCUGUUCGUCUUGCAUUGGGAAAAGAGAGACUAAAUGAAAUCCAAGCACUUCCAUUGCCAGCAUCUCUCAAAGGCUACCUACUUUAUCACUGACACACAAGCCAUGCAGGACUGUAAUGGACUGGUCAUCUUUAACCCAUUGCUAUGCACCCCAAGGCUCCACUUUUGUCCUUAAUGCUUGCUGGUAGGAAGAUAGUGGUACAGAUUCCUCACUUGCAUGCCUCUAUCUAUGAAAUACCUCCAGGACCUUUUUCUUGGACCCUACAACAACUAAACUUUUUUCCUAAUGAAGGAUAUUUACAAUGCGUGACUUAAGUGGUUCAUGUUUAAUAUAUGAAGUGACCCAUAUAUAUUUUUAAUGUAAUUGUCUAUUUCGGAACAGGAAGCAGACUUGUUUUCCUAUGCCCACUUUUUGGGCUCUUAUGUGUCUACAUUUUAAAUGUUUUUCUUGUUUUGUAGUUUUACCUGCCAUUGUAUCGGAGACACUAAGGUCUGAGUGAUUUAGGUCC